CUGAAAAUCCGGAUACUAGAGGAGUAAAUUCACUCCAGAAGAUGGCAGUAAUGCAACACCAAGCAUGCAAGCUGCCGUUAAAGCUCAAAGAAGAACAAGACCGGGACGGAAGUGUAAUGGUAAACAUGGCGGCGCCAUAUGUUAACAUAUUUAGGGCAAAUCGACUACAGUCACCGAAAUUUACGCAGUUUCAGCACUGACAUUUUGGACACAUAAUAUUUUGAGCUGAAACGACAGCUGAUGUUAGUAUGUGGACGAACGGCAAGACAGCAGGAGCUUCUCUGAAAAUCCUCAACCGCUUCCAACACUGCUGUAUACAGACACUGUGGAGGAGGGAGACUGAUGGGCGACAGCGGCGGCUCUGUAGACUUAUGUCAUCAUUAGGACCCCCGUGGAGGAUCCUGUUCUUUGGCUCUGAUCAGUUCGCUGUGGAAUCUCUAAAACUCCUCACGUCCAGCAGGAGCUCCAGUAAAGGGAUUGUGGAGUCCCUUGAAGUUGUUACUUUGUCUGGUGAAGUCCCAGUGAAGAGGUUUGCUCAACAGAACCACCUUCCAGUCCACAGCUGGCCCCCUGACAAUGUGGAUGGACAGUUUGAUGUUGGGGUGGUGGUGUCUUUUGGCUGUUUGCUCCAUGAGAGACUGAUCAACAAGUUUCCAUACGGGAUUUUGAAUGUUCACCCUAGCCUGCUGCCGAGGUGGCGAGGUCCAGCACCUGUCUUCCACACCAUCAUGCAUGGUGACACUGUGACAGGAGUCACCAUCAUCCAAAUCCGUCCUCACAGGUUUGAUGUUGGCCCCAUUCUCAACCAGGAGCUUCAUCAGGUCCCUGAGAAGUGUACUGCUGAUGAACUUGGAGCUGUCCUAGCCACAAAGGGAGCACAUCUGCUGAUUGAUACAUUGAUGACACUGUCUGACAGAAUGGCACAUAAAAGGGAGCAAAGACAGACAGGUGCAACAUUUGCCCCAAAAAUCAGUAUGUCCAUGAGCUGGAUGGUGUGGGAGGAACAGACUUGUGACCAAAUUGAUCGUCUGUAUCGUGCCAUAGGAUCCCGGAUACCUUUGAGGACCACAUGGAUGGGCAGGACAAUAAAACUUCUGGAUUUUGCAGGAAAAUGUCACAUUUCGUUACGCAAUCAAAGGAGGAAACCAGUCCCUGGCUCAGUGAGCUAUCAGAAGGAGUCCAAUACUCUGGCUGUCUGCUGUAAGGAUGGCUGGGUGGGAUUCAAGGCAGUGCUCCUGAAAAAAAGGCUGACGGCAGCUGACUUCUACAAUGGCUACCUGCAUCAGACAGCAGAAGGACUGUUUGUCAGUAGAAAAGGAGGAACUGAAGCACAUCAGUUGAGAGAGAACUCAAUGUUGUGAUGCAACAACAAUAACUUCCUUCCUUGAUGUGAACACUGCAGACAUGACAUCAUCACUAAAUGGAAUUUACUGUAGUUUGUUACUCGUCUGUUUUAAGACAUCUGCAUAUACAGUACAUUUACUGUAUUACUGUAUGUGUACUGUAUACUUGCAAUAAAUGAAUGCUGUUGACUGACAGAUUCCAGGAACA
Siniperca chuatsi (mandarin fish) is the source of this 1551-nucleotide messenger RNA. It is a transcript of the gene mtfmt, whose product is annotated as mitochondrial methionyl-tRNA formyltransferase. Gene Ontology annotation, molecular function: methionyl-tRNA formyltransferase activity. Gene Ontology annotation, cellular component: mitochondrion. Lineage: Eukaryota; Metazoa; Chordata; Actinopteri; Centrarchiformes; Sinipercidae. The transcript has 9 exons. The record is from RefSeq and is a predicted model, not a curated record. Bases 249 to 1361 code for a protein of 370 amino acids. Gene Ontology annotation, biological process: conversion of methionyl-tRNA to N-formyl-methionyl-tRNA; biosynthetic process.